AUGUUUCGACAGGUAGAGGUUGCAGAAGAAGACCGAAACUUGCAGCGUAUCGUCUGGAGGUCAAACCCUAGUGAAGCGUUACGGACUUAUAGACUGGGAAGAGUUGCAUACGGUACAACUUCUGCUUCAUUCAUGACCACAAAAUGUCUGUCAGUCCUAUCAGAAGAAUUCAACAGUCAGUUUCCCAAUGCAGCUAAGGCAGUACGAACAGAUUUCUACAUGGAUGACCUCCUGUCUGGUGCACAAACUGAGGAAGAGUGUUUACGUCUACAGAAGAAUAUUACUAGGAUAUUGAAUUCAGCAAAAAUGCCAUUACGAAAAUGGUGUUCAAACUCGCAGUCAGUACUCGAACAUAUCGACAACAAAAAUGAUGAUGAGUUAUUAGUGUUAGAUUUGGGUGCAAAUGACGUAAUUAAAUCGUUAGGCCUAUGUUGGAAGCCAGUGGUAGACGUCUUUCAGUUCAACGUAGCGAUUUCUGACAAGAACAGUGAAGCAACUAAGCGUAGUCUCCUGUCCGCUCUAAACAGUAUAUUUGACCCACUAGGAUUCCUUGCUCCAGUGUUGGUAAAAGGAAAAAUAUUUCUGCAGCAACUAUGGCUCGUUAAAGCAGAUUGGGAUAGUUCAUUGUCUGUUGAAAUAAAACAAAAAUGGUACAAUUACUGGUCAGACCUCAGUACGCUUAAAACACUGGAAAUUCCAAGAAAGGCAGUCGCAUGUGCAGGAUUAAGGACCGAGUUUCACGGCUUUUGUGAUGCAUCAGAAAAUGCCUAUGGUGCAUGUAUUUAUGUACGGUGUAAACUGCCAAGCGGAGUAUGGCAAUCACGAUUAUUGUGCGCAUCUACUCGGGUCGCCCCUCUCAAGGGAGCUACAAUCCCUAGAUUAGAAUUGGGGGGGAGCCCUAGUACUGGCUCAGUUAGCAAUGAAGUGUUGGGAUGGUUGAAUAGUCAAUCUAGUCGUUUGAAAACUUAUGUGUCAAACCGUGUUGCACAGAUUUUAGAUAUUACCAAUACUGAGCAAUGGUACUAUGUUAGGACUUAUGAUAAUCCAGCAGAUGUGUUAUCGAGGGGUGUGAAGGCGCAAGACUUGAAAGGCAUUGAGUUGUGGUGGAGUGGACCAAAAUGGCUAUCUCAUGAGCAAAAUGGUUGGCGAUUCGAACGAGUAUCACUGCCAACUGGAGAAGAAUUACCUGAGCAGAAAACCGUACGUUUCGUUCUUUUAACAGUGCAGUUACCAAUGCGACUUGUUGAUUCAUGCUCAAACUGGCAACGCCUACGUCGAGCAACUGCGUGGAUUCUGCGGUUCAUUGAAUUCAUAAAAACUAAACGUACCCCACAACUAAUACGCUACCUGACAGUUAAAGAGUUAAUGGUUGCUGAACAGAGACUGAUAGCUUAUGCUCAAAGGGAAGCCUUUCCGGAGGAGCAUGAAGCAUUAGCAAAAAAUAAGGACAUUCCUGGUCGAAGCAAGUUAAGGUCAUUGAACAUCGGUCUAAGGUAUGGCAUGAUAGUAGUAGGUGGUCGUCUUGACAAUGCCAAUCUUUCACAAGACCAAAGACAACCAAUAAUUCUUCCAUACAAUCACAGAAUUACACAGUUGAUAUUCUUAGAUUAUCACAUGAAAUUAUUGCAUUGUGGUCCUCAGUUAUUAUUAGCGGAAAUCAGGCAGAGGUAUUGGCCGCUGUCUGGUAGACUAUUAGCGCGCUCAACAGUUCGAAGGUGCGUGAAGUGUGUACGGAGCAAACCGAUCUUUAAAAUUCCAAUAAUGGCACCAUUACCAAGGGAAAGAGUACAAUGUUCACGUCCCUUCACGUACACGGGCGUGGAUUUUGCAGGACCGUUAAUCAUCCGAAGCGGAAUCAGGGGUCGAUCAGGAACAAAGGCGUGGGUAUCAAUAUUCGUGUGUUUUUCUACAAGAGCGGUUCAUAUAGAAGUAGUCGAGGACUUAACGAGCAAGGCUUUUAUAGCGGCCUUAAGACGAUUUGUUGCUAGACGAGGCAAACCCGCAGAACUGUGGAGCGAUAACGGAACAAACUUCGUUGGAGCAAACAAGGAGUUGACCAAAUAUACUCAACAUCUUGGCAGUCAGCUAGCAAAUGAAGGGAUCACCUGGCGUUUCAAUCCCCCAUCAGCCCCUCAUUUUGGAGGGCUGUGGGAAGCAGCAGUUAAGAGCGCUAAACACCACUUGGCUAGGACUACUGGAGAGGCAAAGCUAACUCUAAGUGAGCUCAGUACACUGCUAUGUCAAAUUGAAGCCUGCCUCAAUUCCCGACCAUUGACACCUAUGAGCAGCGAUCCUAACGACUUCACUUCACUUACCCCAGCGCACUUCUUACUCGGUGCACCUGUAACGUCGUUCCCAGAACCUGAUUUAAAUGGCGAAGAACCACAUGCAAUGCGACGUUGGAAAUUUGUACAACAUCUGCUUCAAACUUUCUGGAAGCGAUGGCACAUGGAGUACCUACCCCAACUACAGGUCCGUGGAAAGUGGACAUCAGGAAGCUCCAACCUAGCCAUAGACGAUUUAGUAAUUGUCAAAGAAGACAACCUACCGCCCUUUAAGUGGCACUUAGCACGCGUUAUAGAACUACAUCUAGGUUGUGACGGUAACGUAAGGGUUGUGUCCGUACGUAACUCUUCCGGCAAAACAAUGCGCCGUCCAGUCGCAAAACUUUGCAAGCUCCCAAUAGAUUCAGAGAAGUCUGUUGAAAAAUAG
Acyrthosiphon pisum (pea aphid) is the source of this 2712-nucleotide messenger RNA. RefSeq lists its product as uncharacterized. The record is from RefSeq and is a predicted model, not a curated record. Gene Ontology annotation, biological process: DNA integration. Lineage: Eukaryota; Metazoa; Arthropoda; Insecta; Hemiptera; Aphididae. Bases 1 to 2712 code for a protein of 903 amino acids. Gene Ontology annotation, molecular function: nucleic acid binding. The transcript has 2 exons.